AAAUAUAUUCCUCCUCCACUGUCCUUCUCCCUCCCUCCCCGAUUACAAAUACCCCACCAUCCCGGACAGCUCUCCCGCACACUCACUCGCAACUAGCUAGCUCACACACCUCUCAUCUCAUGGUGCUCCAGACCGCUCAGCAAGAACCAUCCCUGACGCGCCCGCCUCGCUGCAGCGUCGCCAGCGCGGGCUCGCCGGCCGCCAUGGACACCAGCCCUGCGACUCCCCUGCUCCUCCAGCCCCCCGCUCCCAGCAUUGACCCCUCCGCCGCCAAGGCCGCCGUCAGCAAGGGCGGCGGCGCUGCCACCGCGGUGUACGACCUCCGGAGGGAGCCCAAGAUCCCCGCCCCGUUCGUGUGGCCGCACGCCGAGGUGCGCCCCACCACGGCGCAGGAGCUGGCCGUGCCGGUGGUGGACGUGGGCGUGCUGCGCAAUGGCGACGCCGCCGGGAUACGCCGCGCCGUGGCGCAGGUGGCGUCGGCGUGCGCGACGCACGGGUUCUUCCAGGUGUCCGGGCACGGCGUGGACAACGCCCUGGCGCGCGCGGCGCUGGACGGCGCGAGCGGGUUCUUCCGUCUGCCGCUGGCCGAGAAGCAGCGCGCGCGGCGCAUCCCGGGGACCGUGUCCGGGUACACGAGCGCGCACGCCGACCGGUUCGCCUCCAAGCUCCCCUGGAAGGAGACCCUCUCCUUCGGCUUCCACGACCGCGCCGGCGCCGCCGCGCCCGUGGUGGUGGACUACUUCACCAGCACCCUCGGGCCGGACUACGAGCCAAUGGGGAGGGUGUACCAGGAGUACUGCGGCAAGAUGAAGGAGCUGUCGCUGAGGAUCAUGGAGCUGCUGGAGCUGAGCCUGGGCGUGGAGAAGCGCGGGUACUACCGGGACUUCUUCGCGGACAGCAGCUCCAUCAUGCGGUGCAACUACUACCCGCCGUGCCCGGAGCCGGAGCGCACGCUGGGCACGGGCCCGCACUGCGACCCCACGGCGCUCACCAUCCUCCUCCAGGACGACGUGGGCGGGCUGGAGGUCCUCGUCGACGGCGACUGGCGGCCCGUCCGCCCCGUCCCCGGCGCCAUGGUCAUCAACAUCGGCGACACCUUCAUGGCUCUGUCGAACGGGCGGUACAAGAGCUGCCUGCACCGGGCGGUGGUGAACCGGCGGCAGGAGCGGCGGUCGCUGGCCUUCUUCCUGUGCCCGCGCGAGGACCGGGUGGUGCGGCCGCCGCCGAGCCUGAGGAGCCCGCGGCAGUACCCGGACUUCACCUGGGCCGACCUCAUGCGCUUCACGCAGCGCCACUACCGCGCCGACACGCGCACCCUCGACGCCUUCACCCAGUGGUUCUCCUCGGCCCAGGAGGCGGCCUGAUCCGCUCGCUCCAUCCACGGGCUGAUUCGCCCCGAGGACCGCGACACGGAAUUUUUGUCGGGAACAGCCCACGUGCGCUCUCAGGUGCGGUGGGCCCGGCCGGGGGUGGCGCCCACGUGGAUUUCCGGCCCCACACCACCUUCCAUUUUUGGACGCUGGCUGGCGUUCCAGUUCCACCCCUCCUAGCCUUUGCUUGUCACGACUCGCCAUAUGCAUGCCCCCUCACCGCCUAGUGUACAUACCAUGGAAAUCAUGGAUAUAUAUAUAUAUAUAAUAUUAAUAUUAAUAUAUAUAAACGCAUUUCUUUCUUUUC
Messenger RNA from Hordeum vulgare subsp. vulgare (domesticated barley), 1677 nucleotides. Its product is annotated as gibberellin 20 oxidase 2-like. The transcript is spliced from 3 exons. Gene Ontology annotation, molecular function: gibberellin 20-oxidase activity. NCBI's taxonomy places the organism in Eukaryota, Viridiplantae, Streptophyta, Magnoliopsida, Poales, Poaceae. The record is from RefSeq and is a predicted model, not a curated record. Bases 120 to 1364 code for a protein of 414 amino acids. Gene Ontology annotation, biological process: gibberellin biosynthetic process; response to light stimulus; flower development.